Molecule: messenger RNA, 3552 nt
Organism: Dichotomopilus funicola
Lineage: Eukaryota; Fungi; Ascomycota; Sordariomycetes; Sordariales; Chaetomiaceae
Exons: 2
Coding region: 1-3552 (1183 amino acids)
Biological process (GO): protein phosphorylation; negative regulation of G2/MI transition of meiotic cell cycle
Cellular component (GO): nucleus; cytoplasm
Molecular function (GO): ATP binding; protein tyrosine kinase activity
Source: RefSeq, a predicted model, not a curated record
AUGUCUUUCUCUAGCGGAAGCGGGGGCACUCUCACUCUACCUUCUCCCACCCACGUUCAUCACGUCGACGUUGGGUCCACUGUUCGAUCACUGCGACGAUCGCUUUCCCGAUCACCUUCCAAGUUCCGCCUGUCGGGCCUCGCAUCGUCCGUGACGAAUUCGCCGACCCUGCGUCAAUCACCAGCCGCGACAUUGGAUGCCCAAGCCGCACCAGCAGCAGCCACGGCCCCUGCGACUCCUGCCUUUGGCAGCGGGUCCUUUUCACCCACUUCACAUUCUGCGCCGCCUCAAUUUCAAUCAACCGCGGCCGCAACUCCCUUCAGAUCAAACCUCAAGCUCUCUGUGCGGGCAUCUCGGGUGAAGCCGAUGACCCGGCCCCUCUCGCGGCCUCGUCUAUCGCCAAAGAGCCCCCUCAAACGCGUUUUCGGCCCAUCCACCGACUCCGGCAAUCCAAUUCCGCCCGCAACCUCUUUCGCUGAGGCGCGGGGUCAGGAAAACGCGACCCUUGUGGGCGAUUGCCAAAUCGCGUUGAGCCCCGCAACGCGUCGUAGCCUCACGAGCCCUUCGCGUCACUCGGUUCAUCUCGACAUUUCCGGAUCGACCAAAAACGGUCUGUCGAAAUUUAUGGAACUCAACAACGAGCCAUUCCCUGCCAUUUCCGUUAGCCCGCUCAAGCGGAGCGACGCGGCCAUGGGUACCGGUCAUACAAGCUUCGGCAGCCCUGUCGCGAAGCGGCGCAGCCUGCAUGGGAUUUCCACUACCGCCGAACCCGAACCCUCGGUUUUCGACCCCGCCACGACCCCUGUUGGUGUCCCACCUCAGAACUUCGAUAUCCACGAGGAUGGCAAUCAAGAGUAUCAAUUGAUCGGCGCUUUCGGCACACCUUUCCGCGAUGCCGCCGCCGCCUCACCCACCCCGUCCGCGCUUCCUAAGCGCACUUCAUCUCUGCGCAGGAGCACACUGCAGCAGCGUCAUGGCAGCAACCAGCCCUCUUUGGGUCGCCGCGCUGGCGAAAAGCAGCUGGCUCAGCUCACCACCGACCCGAGCACCCCGGCGUCUCGCAGCCGACCCCGGCUCUCUCUUGACCAGUAUGUGCCGCCGGACGAGCGUACCAACAACCCGUUCUCCCAGGGUGCGUUGCCGAGCGCGACACCGCACCCAGCUCAGCGCGUGACCAACCAGCCGCAUCCACUUUCGCGUUUGGUCUCGCAAGCCCCUUCGGGCCCGACUCGCCCGGACGAUGAGUUCCCCACGCAGCGGCCGUUGCUCUCGCAGGUCUUGUCAAAGUCACUGCCCCCGGGAGCCCACCCGCCCACCGCUGACGAGACCACCACUCCGAAUUACAAGGGAGUGAAGCCGUUGCAGUCUGCCUUUGCGUCGACUGGUCUAGUGUCGAAGAUGAACCGCAACCCGGACGGUGGCCCGGUCGAGCAUCCCGGUGCUAAGGCGAUGCCUAUGCCGGAUACUCCGUGCAAGAAGCAGCCCUAUUAUUCGGCUACCUACCCGCCCCAGAGCGGCAGUGGCAGUGGUGGUCGUCGCUCCCGCAUCUCGUUCGGCAGCCCCUCCACGCCCUUCGGCGCGCCUGCGGCCCCGGUUCGCGGAAACCUGUUUGGGACUCAGGACAAAUCGUGCAGCCUUUUUUUCCAACAAGCUCGGCCCAGCCACACUAGGAAGAGUAGCAUGCUGAGCGUGGAUGGAGAUGAGCUUCCCGAGGCCCACGAUGAGCUUCCCCCAACACCCACCAAGAACUUGUUCUUCAAGUCUUUGACUACCCCGUCUGCUGAGACUGCGCAGACUCCGGGCGACUCUCGCUCGUUUGCCGCUCGCGCCCCCUUGUUCCCUCUGGGCAGCGACCCGAGGAACACGAACGGCUCUUCGAGGUUUGCGAAGACCACAACGCCAGACCUGAGUGCGCUGCAGGGCGAGGGUUCUCCUUCUUUUGGUGCAUCCGACCCGCGGCCCUCGACUCCCUUCUCGGGCGGUUCGCCUUGCCAUGGCUUCUCGUUUGGCCCCUUGGCUGGGAGCCGUUCUCACCCAGUCUCCUUUGCCACACCGGCACCCGUGAGAACUUCGCCUGCUGUCCUUGCGACCUUCAACACCCCGAAUGGCGAGUAUGCCAUGAUUGAAGCCCCCACCGCGGCCGUGAGCCCCUCGCACCUGGGAUCGAUAUCUCCUCAUACCCCACAGGAUCCUGCUGGGUAUUCCAUGACCCCGCCGGACCCGAGCAGCCUGUCGAUUUCCCACCCGCAGGACAGUCAUGCCCGAGUGUCACGCACGCCGGCCACUCCCAGCAACUCGGGCUCGCGCCAGCUGUUUUCGAGCUUCGCUAGUCGCCGACUGAGCAUCACCCCUCAGAAUGGGAUGGGCUCGGGCGACGCCGACGAGUCUCUAAUUGCUCGCUUCGACAGGUCGGAGCUCAUUGGCAAGGGUGAAUUUUCCCAGGUCUACCGGGUCACCAAGUCCACUGUUCCACCGUCUUUCAUGAUGAACUUCUCGACCACGCCGCGCACGCCCUCGAGCCCCGAUACCGACCGGGUCUACGCUGUCAAGAAGCUUCGCGCACCGUUCCAUGGCGCUAGGGAUCGCAAGGCCAAGCUCCAGGAAGUUGUCACCCUCAGGGCACUGCGUCAUUCUAGCAAGGUGAUUCAGCUGAUUGACAGUUGGGAGCACUACGGACACCUCUUUAUCCAGACGGAGUUCUGCAGCGAGGGCAGCUUGGACAGCUUCCUCAAAACGGUUGGCCAAGCUGGUCGUUUGGAUGAUUUCAGAAUCUGGAAGAUUCUUUUGGAGGCCGCUCAGGGUCUGUAUGCGAUUCACAAGGCUGGUUUCAUCCAUCUUGACAUCAAGCCUGCCAACAUCUUUAUUACCUUUGAUGGCUAUCUCAAGAUUGGCGACUUUGGCCUUGCCACCACCUGGCCGGCCCCCAAGGACAUUGAUGGCGAAGGCGACCGUGAAUACAUUGCGGGGGAGAUCCUGCGCGGGGAGUAUGACAAGCCGGCCGACAUUUUCGCCCUCGGGCUUAUCAUCCUCGAGAUCGCCUGCAAUGUUUUCCUCCCGGACAACGGCCCCACCUGGCAGGCUCUCCGUGCUGGGGACCUCAGUGUAGUUCCCUCGCUGACUUGCGGCGAGGCCGGUGCCAUUUCGCGCGACGCCAACGGCCUGCCUGUUGCACACGACUCGGGCAUCUCUCAGGUGUCUGACAAUCGGGACAUCGGGCUUGGCAUCAACGCUCGUCGCGGAUCGACCUCCUUUGGCACGACCACUCACAACCCGAGCAACCUCUUUGGUGCGCCCAAGCGAGCGGAGCUUCAGCGGCCCCCCAAGUUUAUGGUGGAUUCCAACGACGCGAGUUCUCUUGACAACAUUGUUAGGUGGAUGAUUGAGCCCAACGCCGCCAAGCGGCCCACUGCCGAGCAGGUGCUUGGCUGCGAACCUAUCGUCUGGAUCACCACCCACAGGGCCGCCGGCGCCACCGUCUAUGAGGGCAACUGGGGUCCCCAGAUCGGUCCGUCUGUUCAUGAACUCAUCGACACCGAGAUGAUGGACGUUUAG